This is a messenger RNA of Neospora caninum, 4851 nucleotides long. RefSeq lists its product as hypothetical. Bases 1 to 4851 code for a protein of 1616 amino acids. Gene Ontology annotation, molecular function: protein binding. The record is from RefSeq and is a predicted model, not a curated record. NCBI's taxonomy places the organism in Eukaryota, Apicomplexa, Conoidasida, Eucoccidiorida, Sarcocystidae. The transcript is spliced from 6 exons.
AUGACACCGGUCGCAAACCUCGUGCAAGCUGCCACGACGCUGCUCAGAGAACACCGCUCCCGCCCUCUUCUGGUCUGCCCGCCGCGUGAUGUAAGUCCUGAGGAACAGAGGCCAAGGCUCUCGCGGAAGAAAAAGCUGCCGAGAUCCAGAACCAAAGAAACGCGCUCCCAGCCCGGCACUGCACAGUGGGAAGAGAGCCCGCAGAGAGGAGUCCGUGUCGGGGCAGAGCGGGGCCUCGCAAUGCGAGGUGUCCGAACACCCCGCGAACAAGAGCGAAGCCUGUCUUCUUCUAGUGCGUCGCUUCCCUCUCAAACCGAGCACGGAGGGGGAGACGGCGGACGGCAGAGAAGAGAAGAUCAUCGCGCUAGAGGCGCUUCUUCCUCUUCUCGUCCUCUUUCGCCGACUGUUCGCCGAGCCGAAAAACCAGCGCAACUCGAGGAAACUGACGAGGAGGACGAAGGCGAUUGCUUUGCGAAUUUGAGCUUCCACACGCGACUCGAUGGCGCAGAUCCCACGAGCGACCUCGAAGUCGCGACUUGCUGCAUCGACGGCAGAGGCUGGUGCUUCUUCACCGUCCAGGGCACUGAACCGUCACGCGCGACUCGCCCGUUGCUUGACACCGUCCGCUCUUCCACAGACAGAUCGGAAGAAGGAACGCAAAGACGGCGGAAACCCGAAGGUGUGUUGCUCUGUCUCGACACAGGUGUAGUGACACCGGUCAUUCACCCCGUCUUCUUCCCGACGUCUGUCGACCCCGCCCGCGUUCUCUUGCCUUCGGUCGCCGCCCACCCUGUCGGCGGCAUCACGUGUGCAGUCGGCCAGGCCGCUGUGACCAUCAGGAGACCACUCGCGAGAAGAACCAGGAGACGGAGAGCGGCAGACUCGAGAGCAGCCGAAAGUGGAGAAGAGGCAGCAGAGGGAGCAGAGACCGAGGAGGGUCCUCGCAGUGGCCGAAGCCGAGAGAGCAUAGAAAUCGGAACAGAAAGAGGAAACAGAGGAGAAGACAGGGAAGAGGAAGAAGGCAGGGGAGAGGAAGAAGGCAGAGCUGCAUUGCUUCUACAGAGGGACAGCGCGAGUUUCGGAGGCGAGGCCGCCAGGAGCCGGGACGAGAGAUGCCGACGAAGGAGAGGCGAGAGCGACAGGGGCGAGUCAGGAGAAGAGAGAGGGAGAGAGAUGAAAUGCCCGGAGGAUCGGAGACAAACGGACGAAGCGAACGGCGCGGGAGGGGCUUCUAUUCGUCGAGGCGGGGGGUCACGGGGGGAGUACCCGACUGGUGCGCGACGAGCUGAGGAAGCGAGAAGGAAAGACGUCUGUCCAAGGGAGGCCGGUGAGGUGUUUUCUCUUUCUGCGCCUGCGGCAGAAGAGAAUUACCGAGCGCGCGAAAACCAAGAGGAUGGUUUGAAGAGUGAACACGGGACGCGAGACGCGCCACUGGGUGUCUCCAGUGAGUUUCCGCGAGAAGAAAGCUGGGCGGAGGGGCUCGGCGUAUUCUUCUCUUCCUCGACGUCUCCCUCCGUGGCGUCAUUCUCGCCUUCUCCCUCUCCCUCUCCCGGAUGUGCAGACCGCCGGGACAGGCGAGGCGAGAGCGGCGGCGCGCCCCACGCAGGAGAACUGCGAACGCGAGAGGAAGACGCGCAAGACCACGAGGAGGAAGAACAGGAAGAGGAAGAGAACGAAGCGGAAGCGAACGAGGAGGAAGAAGGGACGCGAAGUGAUUGGUGGUUUUAUCCGGUCGACGAAGACGAACCCUGGAACCUCGUGCCGAUGAUGGAAGUGAUGAACAGCCGAGACCUUCACGAACUUGCGCAGCAGACGACUCUGAACUUCGGAGGGAGCCUGGAGAACAGCGUCUGCAUCUACGCCUUCGACCGCUACAGCGCCUGUUGCUGGCUGCUCUGGCAGCCUGGACGCUCCGUGCGCGAGCACGGGAAGGGCGAUGCGGCUGUGAGUCUCGAGUGCGCCUAUUUGAUUCAACUCCCCGCCCAGCUGUACUGGCGGGAGGCCCAGCGGUGUCUGUUGGCGUUGCGGGCGAAGCAGCGGCGGGACAGAAGGCGAGAACGCGAGGCGAGGCGGAGACGUCGAGAGCGCCGGAGACGCGAGCGAAGCGACGGCCGCGGAGCGGAGUCGAGCGGAAGCAGCUCUUCGGACAGGGAAGGCACCGAAAACGACGAGGCGUUCAUGGCGUCGGCCGCUGCGUCCCUCUUUGGCCCGGGGGCCUGCGACACCUCGUUGGUGCCGGGUGGAUGUACACCUGGCGGCGCGCCGUACAACGGGGCGAGCGCGCCUCCCGCGCUGCUUCACAUCAUUUCGCAAGACGCGCGGCACCUGGAAGUCCGGGAGAUGUUGCCGACGUCCACGGGGCACCUUCUGAUCAUGGCCGAGGCGGGGAACAAACUGAAAAAGAGCACGAAACCUACCGCGCAAGUCGCCUCUCCCGGCGCAGGGUCGCUGAGCCCGCCUGCGUUGAGUCUCGUUCGCGCCUCGACGAUUGCGGCCCGAGGCGGGACGCUGCACGACUCUGCUGUAUCCGAGCAGGGCGGCCGCGGCGCCUCGCAGCCGCGGCGCUCAGACGCUGCAGGGACGUCUUCGACGGCCCUCCUCCCCGGCGCGUCGCUGUUCGCCUCUCUCUCCUCCACGCUGGCAUGGGCGGCUGCGCCUUCUGGGGUCUCUCCGCGCAGCGAGGCCGGCGACGGGAGCGUUUCAGAAGCCGGCGGCGCCUCGUCGAUUCCGUCCUCGGUGCAUGCACGCCGGCUCGGUGCGCAGGCGACCAGCCACGUGCUCGGCUCGCCGUCAGACCUGUUUCCAGGACGCGCGCGAGAGACUGCCUCGGCGAGUGCAUCGGGGCCUGGCGCCUUCGUCUCGUCCCGGCUCCCGCCGAUGACCGCGUCGGGUGUAUCGACAGCUGGCGGCCCGCUGCUUGCGCGGGCCGCCGUUCCGCACCUGCCGCUAGGCUCCAGGGCGAGCGACGCGUACGCGCUUCAGCAGAGCCACGUGCUGGCCGCUGCGGCGGAUCCAGAGGGCGAAGAAGGCACAGACUGCGACGCGGUUCUCCUCUUCCUCCUCGAUGGCCUGCUUCAGUGCGAGGCCUCUGCUUUUCAGGGGGCCGCCGACGCGCCGUCGCCGUCGGCGGGUGGUGGAAGAGACACGUGGGCGGACAGCGCGCGGUCUCGGAAGUUCGGCGGAGGGAGUGGAAGAAGAGGGAUGGCCAGUGCAGCGUCUUCUUUGCUCGGGGAGAAGGUGAGCGGCCAGGGGAUCUGCGCGGUGCGAAGACGCGAGAUAGACGCCCAGCUGGCGUCUUCCGCGGGCUUCCCGUGGGGCCUCGAUGCGUCUCCGCGCGAGACGGGGAGUGUGUUCCCUCUGCGAGCGUCGUCUGCUCCUUCUUCGUUUCCGUUGUCUCCGAGGAAUGCGCGCGCGAUGUGUUGCUUCUGUCGCCUGCGAUGUGGGGGCGGAGGCUGUGGAGACGGGGUGUCUCUUUCUGAGGACUUCUUCGGCCUCUGGAGCGGCGCCCCGGCUUCUUCUCUCGGCAGCGGUCGCCUCGCGCUCCACAGAAACUUCCUCGACGUGGAAAUCUGCUGCUCUGACGGCGUGCGGCUUCCCUCGCACCGAGCUCUCCUGGCAGCCAAAAGCGCCUUCUUCGAGGCGAUGCUCACCGGCGCGUGCGUGUGGAGAGAACAGGAGCCCCAGAGCGACCGAGCCACGGGGCGAAGAGACGGGAUUUGGAUCCUCAACCUUCCCAGCCACAGCAGCCGCGUCGUGGCCCCGAUUCUUCAGUACCUCGCCACCGACAAACUGAUGAUUCCGUCUCGCUGUUGCUGCUCGCGUUGCUGCCCGUUUUUGAAGUCGGGAACGAAUGCGGCGCGCGAUGCCUCGGGGACAGCCGGAGAGCCGGACCCCUGCUGCUCGAGGUGUAUGUACACCUGGCUCCUCGAGCUUUUCGCUUGCGCCGAGUUCUGUCUCCUUCAACCUCUUCAGCUGGAAAUCCUCCACCUCGCUUGUCGAUACAUCAACAAACACAGCGCCCUCUUCGCGCUUUGCAGCCCGUGGACCGCCCCGCAUCCUCGUCUCCUCCGGUUUGCCGCCCAGACUCUGAUGCUUCACUUCCCUUGUCCGUCUGCGUUUCUCCGGCCUCAGCCUUCUCUUCUUCCUGCUGAUCUGUGCACUUCGGGCCACAGCGGGGAUGUGGACCCGGUACUCGCAGCAGAGAGAGGAACAUCUCAACAUCUUGGGGACGGACAGCGGAAAGAAGGGAAGCGAGGAGAGGCAGAGAGGAAAGAAGCGCCUCUCUCAGUCUUGGCGCGGGCCCCGGUUCUCCCCCACAUCUGUUGUGCGGUCAACGCUUGGUUCAUGACGAGCUCAGUUUGUUCUCCCGUCGUCGCCCAUUUGGUGCAGCAGCUACUCUCUGCGAGGAAACCGUUGUGUCGCAAAGUUCGAGCCAAGUGGACAAACCCUUCAGGUGAAGGACGGGAACCCCUCCAGGCGUCUCUCGCUAAGGCUACUCUUCUGUUCAUUUUCGGCUACCGAAUGUGUCUCCCGGGGUACUCGACUUUCUCUCCAGAUAUCCUCCUGGUCCUUCCCGAGCUCCGCGAGCCUCAGUCCGAACCGCGCGACCGAUCUGCGCUGCUGUUGCCUGGCGCGGAUUACGAAGAUCCAGACGACGGAUGUGACCCUAUGCACUGGCCUGGCAGGGGUUGGGGCGAACGUGCACUUCAAGAUCCGUUUACAGCUGGGGAAGUCCCCGGACGCGAGUCGUUCGGUCUUGUUGAGAUCUGGGGGAAGGCUCUCGGGCUCUCAAGAGAAGUACGCCGACGAGUUGAACGCGAACUGCAAGGAAUCAUCGCCACUAUGUGCUAA